GGCCUCCCGUCCCGUCUCUCUUGCUCAAUAGAACGAUUGAACGAUGACACUUAACAAGCGAGUUGUUUACUCUGUUACAACAUUUAUCUAAUCCCCAUAACUCAGGUAUCCACAGACGAUCCUCGGAAAGUAGGGAAAGAGAUGGCCCCUUCCGCCUUCAACUGUUUAUCUCCUCCUCCUCUUCCCCUCACUUCCACCUCUCCUGCAAUCCCCGAUCCUAACAUUUCCAGCCCUAAAAUACCUCCUUCUCCUUCUCCUUCUUCUCCUUCUUCUAUACCGACUAAUAAUCCGAACAAUACCUCCCAAUCUGAUUCCGAGACACACAGUCAGGUUCGAAAAUUCAGGGGUAGCUCCCAGCUGAACCGAUGGUCUAGGGCUCGUUCUAUACGAGCUGGACGGAGAUUAGACCGCUCCCUAAGUCAAGGGGCCACCAAUAUGAUCUCCCCUGUUCUGGGUGGGGAGGGCGGCCUCCUUAGCCCCACCUCGCCUUUAUCUGUAGGAAGCAGCGGUAGCGAAGACAACGGCGAUAGGACGGCGGUUAAGACCAUUUACAUGAUUUCUGACGGCACUGGCUGGACGGCGGAACACACCGUUAACGCAGCGCUGGGGCAGUUCGAGCACUGCCUGGUCGAUAGGGGCUGUCCAGUAAACACGCAUCUAUUCUCCGGGAUUGAUGAUGUGGAGCGUCUCAUGGAGAUCAUAAAACAAGCAGCUAAGGAAGGUGCAUUGCUUCUGUACACCUUAGCGGAUCCAAACAUGGUUGAGUCAGCAGAACAGGCCUGCGAGCUAUGGGGUGUUCCAUCCACUGAUAUACUGAGACCCGUCACAGAGGCCAUCACCACCCAUCUUGGUGUAUCUCCAUCUGGAGUUCCUCGAGGGGCUCCAAGUCGCAAACUCCCUCUAACAGAGGAGUAUUUCCAACGAAUUGAAGCUGUUGAAUUCACCAUUAAGCAAGAUGAUGGUGCUCUACCCCAAAACCUGCACAAAGCUGACAUUGUCCUUGCUGGAGUUUCUCGAACUGGAAAAACACCAUUGUCUAUAUAUCUUGCACAAAAGGGAUACAAAGUAGCUAAUGUUCCAAUUGUGUUGGGUGUAGAAUUGCCUGGAACACUCUUUGAGGUAGAACCAGAUAAAGUAUUUGGGUUGACUAUAAAUCCUGCGGUAUUGCAAAUGAUUAGAAGGGCAAGAGCAAAGACCCUGGGUUUCAAAAGCCAAGCACGGAGUAACUACUCAGAGAUGGAUCAUGUGAGAGAGGAGUUGGAGUUUGCUAAUAAGAUUUUUGCACAAAAUCCACUGUGGCCAGUAAUUGAAGUAACAGGAAAAGCUAUUGAAGAAACAGCGGCAGUUGUGUUGAGGCUCUACCAUGACCGGAAGCAGAAGUGUGCAAUGCCACGGAUAUCAAGACGUUACUAGAGUAUGAUGACUGCUUAUUUAGUUUUGCAGGUACAUUUGUAAGAUCAGAUAUUGCUGCUGGAGUUUGUGGGGCAUAGUGGGGUUGCACCUCUGGACUUCCGAUGAAAGUCAAUUACUUGGAAUAACUAAAAAUCGAAAGAAUUAAUAUUGUAGACGUAUCAGAUAAGCACUGGACAAGGUUGAUUAUUUGGGAGAUGCCACCUGCAAGAUCUUAAAUCUCAGAAAACAACCGUUCAGUUCAUAUGGUUAUAAUAAUUAUUUCUACUAAUAAUUGCUCUAGUUGACCACCUACAAGGGGAUUGAUUUAUCAUGUUUACCAUACAGCCAUCUGCACAAUUAUAUGUGAAAAUGCUAUUUUCCGAGAACCGGAAUUUCAAAUUUGAUUUGUCAUGAGAAAAAAACCACCUAAUUCUUUGAGUUAUUCUCACCAAGAUUAGCAUAUGGAUUUUUAGUUCUUUAAGUAUGAGAAAUAACACAUGGGCAGAUUUUCUUAUA
Messenger RNA from Nelumbo nucifera (sacred lotus), 1908 nucleotides. It is a transcript of the gene RP1, whose product is annotated as PPDK regulatory protein. NCBI's taxonomy places the organism in Eukaryota, Viridiplantae, Streptophyta, Magnoliopsida, Proteales, Nelumbonaceae. The record is from RefSeq and is a predicted model, not a curated record. Gene Ontology annotation, molecular function: transferase activity, transferring phosphorus-containing groups; ATP binding.